GAUUGGUUCCAUAGUGUAGCUGGUUAUCACUGCGGAUUCUGAUUCCGCCAACCCGAGUUCGAAUCUCGGUGGAACCUUCCUUUUACUUUUGCUUUCUUUUUGAUCUCGCUAGCAACGGAGCUGAAUCCAUCUACUAUGCGGUAUGCGUGCGUAUUGGUUGCAUAUCAGCAUCCUCUCGUUUUGUUCGGUCUUCCCUAACCCGUGAAAGCUGUACAGCUCCAGGAUUAGGUGCUAAUGGGCUUUCGCAAUAUAUUGUUCAGGACUAGAGCCACGCAUCGGCCACUCCCUGUGGCUUGUGUGGAAACCCCUUGGCACUUACGAGCAAGCUGUGGGAGAAGUAUAUAUGUGUUUUCACUUAAAUGUCGUUAAUAUCAACCAAACAUCACUGCACUCAUACAGACGGGCCAUCGACUAUGACGAAAGCGCUGCAGCGAGGUGUAACGCUUUCACAUACAGACCACCAGAGCCACCCAAGAACAGCACUGAUGGCUGGCAGUCGUCGGCCAGCAGCACUCGCGAGGCAGGACCAGCGUGCAGCGGCACAAGCAAUGGCUAUGAAGGGUAGGUUAGGAAUAGCCACACCAGUUGCCAAAUCACAAGAGCAGAUGAAGGGUCGCCACCCUAUCGAACAAGAGAGCGUUCUGGUGGCAGGCAAAGUCAAGGCACCCCUUCCAAAUGAGCUCAAAGGAGAAAUGAUUCUCACCAGUAAACUGAGCACCAUCGAAUCAUGCCAAGACAACCGGACAGGCAAGGGAAGCUAUGUGCAGCAAAGCAUCGACAGUUCCGAGUUCAUUAAAAGGGAUGCCGAGCUCCAAUGCACCUUGUCGAAGCGUUGGCAAGAGCUCUCCAAUGAAAAAAUGGAGAACAACAUGUACUUCUUAAAGUUUGCAACUAUAAUUGAUCGUCUUUCAGGAAGUGAUGAUUCUUAAUGAAU
This is a messenger RNA of Linderina pennispora, 934 nucleotides long. RefSeq lists its product as uncharacterized. The coding region runs from base 360 to 929 and encodes 189 amino acids. The transcript has 3 exons. The record is from RefSeq and is a predicted model, not a curated record. Lineage: Eukaryota; Fungi; Kickxellomycota; Kickxellomycetes; Kickxellales; Kickxellaceae.